UCGGAGCAAUCCAAUCAAUGAUUCUACUUGUUUGCUGAUGAUAGACAGUACAAGUAAAAAUCUUGUUCUUAUUAAUAGCAACAACGGCGUUGUUUGGUCAUCGUCAAACUCAACGAAGGAAGCCCAAAAUCCAGUAGUACAGCUCCUGGAUUCCGGGAAUCUUAUCUUAAGAGAUGGAAAUAAUGGAAAUUCUGGAAUAUACUUGUGGCAGAGCUUUGAUUAUCCAACUGAUACAUUACUAGCAGGAAUGAAGAUUGGAGAGAAAUUGAAGCCCCAACAUAGUAUGCGUCUUGUAUCAUGGAAAAACUGGGAUGAUCCGUCGCCUGGGGACUUUUUUUGGGACUUAGGAGUAGUACAUGAUAUUGUUGAGAAUCAGCUAUCAGGAAAGUCCAGUAUCUUGUUUCGAUCAGGGCCAUGGAAUGGCGUUACAUUUAGUGGUCUACCACAAUUUACGCCUAGCCAGGUUGAUGAUACAAAGUUUGUGCGUAAUGAAGAGGAAGUUUACUAUUUAUUCAACCAAAUGAAUACCAGUCUAACAUACAGGCCUGUACUGAACCAAACCAACAAUAGACUUGAGUUCAUAUUAUGGGAUCAAACUUCUCAAUCUUGGCAUCGGCAGUUUUAUUUUCCAUCCGAUCACUGUGAUUCUUAUGACAUUUGUGGUAGCUUUGGAAUUUGUAAAACUUCUACAGCACCAGAUUGUCACUGUUUGAAAGGAUUCAGUCCUAAAUCGCCGGAGAACUGGUACUCAAAGGAUUUUUCUCAAGGGUGUGUCCGUAACAAUUCAUUGAACUGCAGCAGUGACGGUUUUAUCAAAUUCACAGGGUUAAAAUUACCAGAUAUUAGAGAUACUUGGGCAAAUGAAAGUAUGAACCUCAAUGAAUGCAGAGCUAAAUGCUUACAGAACUGUUCAUGCACUGCAUAUUCAAGCUAUGAUAUUAGAAAUGGAGGCAACGGUUGUAUCAUUUGGUUAAAUGAUUUGACUGAUAUCAGAGAAAUUCCUGUUAAUGGACAGGAUCUAUACAUUCGAAUGUCUGCUUCUGAAUUGGGUGAUACUCUUACUUCAUCCCAAUCAAUUGUUGAUGGCCAGACCUUAGUUUCAAAAGAUGGAAAUUAUGAGCUUGGUUUCUUCAGUCCUGGUAGUUCCAGGAAGCGUUACUUCGGAAUUUGGUACAAAAAGGUCUCAGUUAGAACUAUCGUUUGGGUGGCAAACCAACGCAAUGCAAUUAAGGAUUCUUCUAGUUUGCUGACGAUAGACAAUAAAUCUAAAAAUCUUGUACUUGUCAGCAAGAACAGCCUUGUUUGGUCAUCAAACUCUAUGAAAGAAGCCGAAAAUCCAGUAGGACAGCUCCUGGAUUCCGGGAAUCUUGUUUUAAGAGAUGAAAAGAAUGGAAAUUCUGGAACAUACUUAUGGCAGAGCUUUGAUUAUCCGACUGAUACAUUACUUGCAGGAAUGAAGCUUGGAGUGAAAUUGAAGCCCCAACGUAGUAUGCGUCUUGUAUCAUGGAAAAACUAG
Messenger RNA from Jatropha curcas, 1516 nucleotides. NCBI's taxonomy places the organism in Eukaryota, Viridiplantae, Streptophyta, Magnoliopsida, Malpighiales, Euphorbiaceae. The record is from RefSeq and is a predicted model, not a curated record.